Messenger RNA from Camelina sativa (false flax), 889 nucleotides. Its product is annotated as pentatricopeptide repeat-containing protein At1g09410, mitochondrial-like. Lineage: Eukaryota; Viridiplantae; Streptophyta; Magnoliopsida; Brassicales; Brassicaceae. Gene Ontology annotation, biological process: RNA modification. Gene Ontology annotation, molecular function: RNA binding; protein binding. The record is from RefSeq and is a predicted model, not a curated record.
UCCACCAUGGUAAACACAGGUCCACGCUCAGUUGGUUAGAUGUCAGUUUGAUGCUGAUGUGUACGUUGCGUCUGUUUUGAUGACCAUGUACAUUAAAUGCGGCGAGCUUGUGAAGUCGAAGCUAAUCUUUGACAUGUUUCCUUCCAAGGACAUUAUCAUGUGGAAUUCAAUCUUAUCUGGUUAUGCCUCACACGGUCUAGGAGAGGAAGCUGUUAAAGUUUUUUAUGAGAUGCCUUUGUCUGGUAGUACUGAGCCUAACGAAGUUACCUUUGUUGCAACUCUCGCCGCAUGCAGCUACGCUGGGAUGGUUGAGGAAGGGUUUAAUAUAUUUGAAUCUAUGGAAUCAGUUUUUGGGGUUAAGCCCAUAACCGCGCAUUAUGCUUGCAUGGUAGAUAUGCUUGGGCGUGCAGGACGGUUUGAUGAGGCUAUGGAAAUAAUUGAUAGUAUGACUGUUGUACCAGAUGCUGCAGUUUGGGGUUCUCUAUUAGGAGCAUGUAGAACUCACUCGCAGCUGGAUUUAGCAGAAUUUUUUGCAAUGAAACUCAUAGAGAUUGAACCUGAGAAUUCUGGGACUUAUAUCUUGCUGUCCAACAUUUAUGCUGUUAUGCAUCUCUAGGUAGGUGGGCAAAUGGUGCGGAACUGAGAAAAGUUAUGAAGACAAAGAUGGUAAGAAAAUCACCAGGUUGUAGCUGGACUGAAGUCGAGAAUAAGGUGCACACGUUCACUCGCAAGGGUAUGUGUAGCCAUCCCGAGCAGGAAUCGAUUAUGAAGAUAUUGGAUGGGUUAUUGAGAGAAGCUGGCUAAAAUUCUGAUUGCAGCUAUGCAUUGCAUAAUGUAGACGAGGAAGAGAAAGUUGCUAGCCUGAGAUAUCAUAGUGAGAGACUCGCGG